This is a messenger RNA of Dentiscutata erythropus, 1280 nucleotides long. The record is from the annotation of a GenBank genome assembly. Lineage: Eukaryota; Fungi; Glomeromycota; Glomeromycetes; Diversisporales; Gigasporaceae.
AUGGCGCAUAAUGAAAGUACAUCCAAUUUCAAAGACCUCAGUAAUCUUGAGUUUGGUGAAUCAACACACGGUCUUGAGUCUGAUGAGCCGAUAUAUGAUCUUGAAUUUAAUGGACCAACGUAUGAUUCAGUAGUUGUUGUUCAAGAAAAUAAAGAUGUCGGAUUGGACUGUUCCAAAGAGAAGUUAUACGAAGGAAUGGUAUUUAAAAGUUGGGAAGAAGCAUUUGACACGUUAGAACUAUAUUCUCAAUAUGAAGGGUUUAAGCUAAGGAAAGGACGUUAUCAGGAGUUUGUUCAAGAUUUUUACACCGCUAGAAAUUCUCUUGUUCCGGAAGUUUUUGAACAAAAAUGGAAACAGUUAAUUAAGAAAUAUAAUGAGCCUAGAGUUGUAAAGUAUCUAAAAACAUUAUAUUCUUCAAAAAAAGCAUGGACACAAAUUCCAUUGACAUCGUCUGCCGCUACAUUACCGCAAACAUUAUUUCCCGAACUCGAUAAAGCUUUGAGUCGGUUUAUUACGCCUGAAAUACAAAAAAUUCAGCGUGCUGAAAUUAAAAGUUGCCUAAAUUAUCAUGCAUCUGCUAUCACAAAAGAUGAAAUGAUUAAAUAUCAAGAGAAUCUUAUUCUAUUUAAGCCCGAGUCAGAUAAUAUCUCGUUUGUAGAAGAUGACGAAGAUAUUAUGCAAAUUUCAAUUAAGUAUAUAUUGGAAAAUAUAGACAUCAACGAAAUAGAGGAAAUCUGGGCCAUCCGUAUAAUUAUAGCUUCGACAUUUUGUCAUUUUGUUGACAUUCAUGGCGAUUUACAGGAAGAGCCUUAUUAUGUUGCCACACGUUUUAGUAAGAACUUUUCUCAAGAUCAACCUACAGAAUUCACAAGGUCUAACAUAAAUAGAUUGUUUACACCGGCUGAUCUCCGGGACAAAAGAAAGGAAAACAUUAAUGAACGAAAGCUAUAUGGAGAAUUAUGGGGAGUUGCACGAAAUAUCACGCAAAAGGCAGUUCAACUUCAUAGACAAGAUGUUCUUGAAAAGCUACAAAAUUUAUUAACUGAAAUACAGGAAGAAGAGUUAGUAAACAGCCCAGCCAAUGAUGAUAAUGAGGAGAUGUACAGUAAUAGCUUAGACGAUAAUGAAGAAUAUGAAGAAACUAAUUCAUUAUCUGAUAUACCUCUUCAAAAUCCAAAAAAACGUAAGGCGAAAGGACGACCAAAAAGUUCUAAACGAAUCAAGCGAUCAGAGGAAUUAAAGCCGGCCAAACGUCAAAACCAAUGUGGGAAUUGUGGCGA